Messenger RNA from Boeremia exigua, 996 nucleotides. RefSeq lists its product as uncharacterized. NCBI's taxonomy places the organism in Eukaryota, Fungi, Ascomycota, Dothideomycetes, Pleosporales, Didymellaceae. The coding region runs from base 1 to 996 and encodes 331 amino acids. The transcript has a single exon. The record is from RefSeq and is a predicted model, not a curated record.
AUGUCGUCUCGUGUUGUCCAUACCCUGAUUGAACCUUCGAUUGUCACUACACCAGCCUCUCGUUCUGUUGUUUUGUCUAUCUCCCGCAUGGCCACGACGUUGGAGUCGCUAGCCAGCACUACCACGACCUUAGCAACAGCGACGACGGUGACAGAUUCCUCGGCAUCUAUGUCAACGAUUACCGUCAUCCCACCCUUACCAACUAACUUCGAUUCGCCUCUAGCAACUGGCAAAGAUCCAACCCCUGCAAUCACUGUAGCGGUCCUUGUAGCCGCCAUAAUCUGCGCACUCAUUUUGCUAGUCGCAUUAUUGUACUUUGUUCUCCUCCGCUGCCUCGGCAAAUGCUCAAAUUGUUCUCACAAUGAGGAUCAGCUUAGGAAGUGGAAAAAUGGUGAUCUGAAAGUGAUCACGCCGGAGAUGGUACAGCAGCGCAAGCACCCGUGGGAUCUGGAACAAGGACCUAUGGAUUUGCAAGCGCGGAUGUACAGGGACCGCAUGCGUAUAAAGUCUCUUGCCCGCCUCGAGGGCCAAGAUGAAGAGUCCCUGACCGAUCGAGCGAGUAGUGUAGGGUAUCCUGAUGGAGAGAGCAAGGACGCAGACUCUGUGAAGGACCUUGCUCAUCCGCAAGAAGCAAUCCCCGCGCACGUUAUUGCAGCAGUUGCUCGUUUCGAGGGCGAUGCUGACGCGACCUUGAUCAACCCCGAGUUUCCAAAAACUCACAGCAAGUAUAUCAAAGACGUGAUUGCGCCGCGUGAGGCAGAAAUCAAGCGUUCAUUACAGGAGGCAAAAGAACAGGCGAUUGACCGCUAUCUCCACACCGCCUCGGAUCCGUCGAAUCGGGAGUCUGUUCAACAGCGGGCUGUGAACAAGGCGAAUGAGAUAAUUGCAGAGCAGGAACAAAAUAAUCAAACUGAGCAGAUGCCUUAUGCUCGGACAGAUGGGGAAUCGCGUUUCAAGGAACGGUUUAGUCUAGCUACGAACCAUGACCAAUGGUAG